AUGGCAGUGGGCUUUAUUACAGCUCAGUAUAUCUACAUCUGGGUCCAGAACUUCGAUGAAGAUAUCCAAACAAACAAGACGGUGAAGGAAGCUGGAGUGAAGAACUACCUCGUGGUGGCAAUAGAUACAAAGUUGCGAGAUCACCUCUCGAAUGAGGGAAGCAAUGUAUAUUACAGGGACGUGAAGGUGGACAAGGCUCAGGAAGGAACAGGGGAUAAUCAUGCCAUCUCAGCAUUAAAAUUCAAGAUCAUCCAGGAAUUUCUAGAGCUGGGCUGGAAUGUGCUGCUUUCCGAUGUGGACAUCAUCGUAGUGCAGGAUCCCUUUCAGCACCUCCACAGAGACCAUGACAUUGAGGGAAUGUCUGAUGGGUUUGACGAUGCCACAGCGUACGGCAACAUAAAUGGCCUAGACGACCCAGCAAUGGGCUGGAGCCGUUAUGCCCAGGGGACAACGCACCUCAAUAUGAACUCAGGGCUCUUCUACAUCCAAGCAAAUGUGAGGACUGUAGAUCUGAUGAAGCGUGUUGCAGCUCGUCUUGCCAAAGAGAAGGCUUGGGAUCAGUCGGUGUUCAACGAGGAGAUAUUCUUCCUGUCACAUGGCGAUUACAAGAACCCGGGGGUCACAGUUCGUGUGAUGGACAUCUACCUCUUCAUGAAUUCCAAGGUUCUUUUUAGGACGGUCCGCCACCAGCAGCCGUCGCAGCAAGUAAGGCCGGUCAUGGUGCACAUCAAUUACCAUCCAGACAAGCUUGAAAGAGCAAAGGCCGCAGCCAGAUACUUCAUUUUGGGGGACAAAUCUGCCUUGAAAGAGUUUCCCGGAGGCUCUGAACCAGGCUCUUGA
This is a messenger RNA of Coccomyxa subellipsoidea C-169, 840 nucleotides long. RefSeq lists its product as hypothetical. Gene Ontology annotation, molecular function: glycosyltransferase activity. Gene Ontology annotation, biological process: root hair cell development. Lineage: Eukaryota; Viridiplantae; Chlorophyta; Trebouxiophyceae; Coccomyxaceae. The record is from RefSeq and is a predicted model, not a curated record. The coding region runs from base 1 to 840 and encodes 279 amino acids. The transcript has 8 exons.